Sordaria macrospora k-hell is the source of this 3909-nucleotide messenger RNA. The record is from RefSeq and is a predicted model, not a curated record. NCBI's taxonomy places the organism in Eukaryota, Fungi, Ascomycota, Sordariomycetes, Sordariales, Sordariaceae.
AUGGCGUCCACAAACCCUUCUCUCGCCCCUCAAGAAUCCCCAUCGGAUUCGAAACCACCACCCUGGACCCCUCCCCUCAACAGCCACGAUACAGCCCUCGCUAUAAUCCCCCCUCCCCACCUUUGGGGGCCUAUCAACUCCCUUCGUGCCCUCUACGACAAAGCCUACCACAAAUGGCCGCCACACAUCAACCUCAUCUAUCCCUUCGUUUCACCCGAAGACCUGCAAGAUGCGGCGAGUCUGGUUCCAUUUGGCAUUUUGGAGGCGAGGAGGGAGAGGAAUGAGAUGAGGGGAAUCAAGUGGGAUUCCGUGAAAAAGGCAUGGACGGGACCAGACGGGGAGGUGGUACAUGGCCGAAAUGGAUCGGUGUUGGAUGAAGGGUGUGGGGGCCCGGUUUGCGAGGAGGAUCGGGCCAGGGUGAGGAUGGAUAGUGUUGGGGUUUUUGAGCAUCGCAAGCACAACACUAUCUACCGCUAUGAUCAAGAGCAGCAGCAACCCGGGUCUCUGGGUAGCUUGGUGCAGUUGAGGGCGGAUAUCUUGAAGGUGCUGGGGCACCAGGCCCAGGCCGGAGAUUAUCAACCGCACUUGACUAUUGCGCAGUCUGAGGAUCGAGAGUCGUCGGCGCACAAAUUCCUGGUGGAAAAAAUGGGAUUGCUGCCGAUGGUGGAGUGGGAGGUUGAGGAGGUUUGGGGUAAGAUGCGGUUAGGAGAGGAGUUGGGGAGUGAGAUGUAUGGAAGCCCGGUUGAGUGGGAGAAGGUGUUUGAGGCGGAAGGACUGAAAUGGGAGGAAGAGGAGGUAAAGAAGGCGUGGAGGUUUGAGGAGGGGAGGUCAGUUUGGGUCCCUUACGAUGGUGAGGAUGGAGAGGAACGGGAAGGAGAGGGAAAGGAAGGGGAAGAGGCAAAGACGCCAGAGCUACUAAGCAUAGCCUCCUGGAACGUCCUCGCUGAUUUCGAACAUUCUCCUUCUUCAAACACCGACCAAGAAGCUCGAUACCGCCUCAUCCUUCGCAACCUUCUCUCAGCCGACUCCAAAGCAGAUAUCCUUCUUCUGCAAGAAGUCACCGACUCGUUCCUUUCCUUCCUCCUUUCCCCGUCCAACAACUCUACCGAAUCCCAACUACUCCGAGACCACUACCCCUACGUUUCCCAUCCGCCCCCCUCUCAGCCAGACGCAUCUCCCCUCCCUAACUUCCUCAACCAAGUCAUCCUGUCCAAACACCCCUUCUCUUGGUCUUGGCUUUCUUUUGCUAGGAAACACAAGGGGUCCGUCAUUGCCCAAUUUCCUACCAUUCAUGGAAAUGACCCUGAUCGGCCCCUCGUGCUGGCGGCAGUGCAUCUGAGCCAUGGACUUACAGAUAUGACUGUUGCUGCCAAGAAGGGGGAGAUCCAACGGGUGAUUGGGCAUCUUAAGGAGAACUUUCCGCAGAACCCGUGGGUAGUUGCUGGGGACUUCAACCUUACAUCCUCAAGCUGGACUGUUGAGCAAGCUGUGAAAGCUGGGAAGAUUUCCCGAGAAACAGUGGUCACACUCAAUGUUAUCGAGAGGACAUGGAAGGAGGAAGAGGGUCUUGGGGUGGAGGAUGCGUGGGUAGUUGGGAGAGCUGCUUUGGGCGAGGGCCUGGUUCAAAAAGAGGAGGACAUCAUGGAUGACAUGGACGAGGAAGGGGAAGAUAACAGGCUGUUUGCCGGCGAGCAAGGAGCAACCUAUGAUCCGAUGAGGAAUGAUGUCGCGGCCAAGGUGGUAGGCAGUGGAGGAAACAUGCGGCCGCAGAGGUAUGACCGAAUUUUGGUCAGGGGUCAACAAGUGUUGAGGAUCGGUAGGUUUAAUCGCUUUGGGUUUGUCAAGGCUGAUCAGGAAAAGAGGGAAGGGCAUGAGAUGGGACAAGUGGUGUUGCUGGCUCUGAAAACGUCUAUCAAGCUAAUCACACCACCCGCCGGUCCUCUCUCCGAGCCGGGAUCGCUGACAGAGGCUAUGGCCGAACUCAACAUCUUCCCUUCGCAUGAAGAGAUAUCCAAACGCAAAGCUGCUUUCCACGCGCUCAAGAUCAUCCUCCUCGACAACCCUCCUCCCAAUCAAUAUCCCCAAGCGGUCACCGACACUACUACCGCCUCGGAAACCCAAGCCCGAUCAAACCAACCACCCCUCAUCAUAACCCCCGUUGGCUCCUUUGCUCUAGGCGUCCACACCUCCUCUUCAGACAUCGACGUCCUAGCCAUCGGCCCCUUCUCCACCAACACCUUCUUCUCCCUCGCCAUCCAACGUCUCCGGCGCGCUUCGUCGUCUCCUCUCUUUUCCUCAUACCAACCCAAAAUCCUCCGGCGCAUCUACUCCUCAACAGGCACCAUGCUCGAGCUUUCUGUCAAUCAAAUCAAAUUCGACCUGCAGUACUGUCCAGCAGCACACAUUGCGUCCAACUGGCCUCGCAUUCUGUCUACUGCCCCGCCUGGAAACGCCGUCUGGAGCUUACCGGCGUUGACGCUGACGAAACUCAAAGCCGCGAGGGACUUGGAUUAUUUGCGCCGGACGGUGCCUGACUUGGCGGUGUUUAGGACGGCGCAUAGGGCAGUAAGAAGCUGGGCUAAAGCAAGGGGUGUGUAUGCCCAGCGGUUUGGGUAUCUAGGUGGUAUCCAGAUCUCGGUGAUGCUGGCGAGGGUCUAUAAGGCUCUUGCGCUCACGCAGGGGGUGACACGGGUGGGAGUGGAGGAGUUGGUGGCCAGCUUCUUUGAGGAAUAUGCUCGGUUUCACUGGGGGAGGGAUAUGGUCUACGAUGAGGUUUGUCCUUGGUUCAGGCAGAAGCGGGAGAAGGGAGGGGAGAAGGAGGUGUAUAGACGGACGAGUAGGGAGGCGAUGGUUGUGCUUGGGUGGUUUGGUCCGGGACUAAAUACGAGUGGACAGGCGAGUGUUUGGAGCGUUAGGACGCUGAAGGAGGAGUUUGAGCGGGCAAGGGAUCAGCUGGUGAAGGAAGAGGUGAGGAGCUGGAAGGAAUUUUUGGAGGGAAGUAGCGCUGCGGAGGAGUUCUUGACGGGGUACAAGAGUUAUGUCAAGGUUGAUGUGCAGUAUUGGGGACUGUCGCCGUCAAGGGGAGCGCAGUUUGUGGGUUGGUUGGAGAGUCGGCUGGUGAUGCUUCUUGUUGAUCUUCACAGGAGAGCACCGGGGGUGUAUGUCAGGAUGUGGCCUGCUCGGUUUGUUGAGGCCGACAUGGCCUCUCAACAAGCCGAAGCCGACGAGCAAACAGCCACGGAAGGAACCGGACCCCGCGACUACCAAGCCUCCUACCUCCUCGGCCUGGACGCCGACAUUAGCACCAGCAAAGAGGACCUCAAACUCGCUCUCGGCAGCAUUCAAACCGCCCUUCAACGCUUUGAAGAAGCCAUCCGGUCAGACGAGAAGUACUUUGACGCCUCCAACAGCUGGAUGAGCGCAAGCGUGGUCAGGCGCUCUGAGCUCGGCAAUCUUCAACUGGACACUCGCAACGACUGGGUAGGCGAGUAUACCCCCGGCGAAGACGAGUCAGACUCCGACGCCGAGGAUGACGAGGAGGAAGACGCUUCUUUUUUGGAAGACCUCGACGAAGCUACACCCAAGAAGAAGAAAGGCAAGAACAAGAAAACCACAGAAGACCAGCAGCAGCCGCCGAGACAAGAUCCAGGCCCAAAACUCCGCUCGGCAGCGGACGUGAUGAACAGACUCCGCUGGGACUCGGCCAUCGAUAGCUCGGAGUACGUGGUGGGCUACGAGGACCGGUUCCUGGGAGUGAAGGAGAGGGCGCUGGAUAUGUGGAAGACGGAGCAGACGGAUGAGGAAUUCAUCCCGCAACAUCGGAUUGUGUACUUCAAGCGGAGGAGUGAUGGAAAUGUGGUGUGGGAUCGGAAGAUGAAGAAGGAUGAGGUUUUUGGGAGUGGGUUGUAG